Molecule: messenger RNA, 1478 nt
Organism: Alligator sinensis (Chinese alligator)
Lineage: Eukaryota; Metazoa; Chordata; Crocodylia; Alligatoridae
Gene: TCF7L1
Product: transcription factor 7 like 1
Exons: 13
Biological process (GO): regulation of transcription by RNA polymerase II; canonical Wnt signaling pathway
Cellular component (GO): beta-catenin-TCF complex
Molecular function (GO): RNA polymerase II cis-regulatory region sequence-specific DNA binding; DNA-binding transcription factor activity, RNA polymerase II-specific
Source: RefSeq, a predicted model, not a curated record
AAUACCUAGUAGAGAUACAGAGGAGUAAUGAAAAGGAGUCCCACCAGCAGAAGGAAUCCACUCUCCUGCAUGUUACAUAUUCUCAAGUGAUUGGUCUGCCCAGAGCUGUGGAUGGGAUGCUUGCAGUUUUGCUACUUCAUCACUGGAGGGAGCAAAGAGCUGUUGUUUCAUGGCUGGCCCAGACUUCUAGACAGUACCUGCAGAUGAAGUGGCCGCUGCUCGAUGUCCCGGCUGGCGCGACGCUGAAGGAUAGCCGGUCACCAUCUCCUGCACACUUGUCGAACAAGGUGCCCGUUGUCCAGCACCCACACCACGUCCACCCACUGACGCCGCUCCUCACUUACAGCAAUGACCGCUUCUCCCCAGGCUCGCCACCUGCCCACCUCUCACCAGAGAUUGAUCCAAAGACAGGAAUCCCACGCCCACCUCACCCUUCAGAGCUGUCUCCUUACUACCCGCUGUCACCAGGGGCCGUGGGACAGAUCCCUCACCCGUUGGGCUGGCUUGUGCCGCAGCAAGGACAGCCGGUGUACUCCAUCCCUGCUGGGGGGUUCCGGCAUCCCUACCCUGCCCUGGCAAUGAAUGCCUCCAUGUCCAGCCUGAUGUCCAGCAGGUUUUCCCCACACAUGGUGCCACCUCCCGCACAUGGGCUUCACCCUUCGGGAAUCCCGCACCCCACCAUUGUCUCACCCAUCGUGAAGCAGGAACCUGCACAGCCCAGCGUGAGCCCAGGGGGGAAUGCGAAAUCCCCAGUCACUGUGAAGAAGGAAGAGGAGAAGAAGCCCCACAUCAAGAAACCGCUCAACGCAUUCAUGCUGUACAUGAAGGAGAUGCGGGCCAAGGUGGUGGCCGAGUGCACGCUGAAGGAGAGCGCAGCCAUCAACCAGAUCCUGGGCAGACGGUGGCACUCGUUGUCCCGGGAAGAACAAGCCAAGUACUACGAGCUGGCGCGGAAGGAGCGACAGCUGCAUUCUCAGCUCUACCCAACCUGGUCUGCGCGGGAUAACUACGGGAAAAAGAAGAAGAGGAAGCGAGAGAAACUUGCUCAGCAGCAGACCCAGGACACAGAGAGCUCCCUGGUCUCCAAGAGCAAGAAGCCCUGCGUGCAGUACCUGCCUGUGGAGAAGCCCUGCGACAGCCCUGCCUCCUCCCACGGCAGCAUGCUGGAUUCGCCCGCCACGCCCUCGGCAGCCCUGGCCUCUCCCGCCGCCCCAGCAGCCACCCACUCUGAGCAGGCCCAGCCCCUCUCGCUCACCACCAAGCCGGAAGCCCGAGCCCAGCUUGCCCUGCACUCGGCUGCUUUCCUGUCCAGCAAGGCCUCCUCUUCCUCCUCCUCCUCUGGCCUCAGCAGCCCCUCACCUCUCCUCUCCAGACCCAUCCCCUUUCCCUCGGUGCCCCCCACAGCCCUUCUCACCUCCCCUCCCUCCUUCCCCACUGCCCUCCCCUCCCCACAGGCCGCCUUAGCAGUGCUGCAAGCC